This is a messenger RNA of Biomphalaria glabrata, 5164 nucleotides long. RefSeq names its product integrin beta-1-like. The coding region runs from base 360 to 2696 and encodes 778 amino acids. Gene Ontology annotation, cellular component: focal adhesion; cell surface; integrin complex. Gene Ontology annotation, molecular function: integrin binding. Lineage: Eukaryota; Metazoa; Mollusca; Gastropoda; Planorbidae. Gene Ontology annotation, biological process: cell migration; cell-matrix adhesion; cell adhesion mediated by integrin. The transcript has 22 exons. The record is from RefSeq and is a predicted model, not a curated record.
AGCAGCCGAAUUUUGUUUUCAUUUGAAUGGUCCAGCAACUGCAUUGUAGCCCAGAGUCCUGUUUUUUUUUUAUUUGGGUCUCGUUUCCCUCUCUGUGGUGUGUACGAGUGUACUGAGCAGGAGUUUGCCAAAAAUAUAUAGAUUUAGAUCUACAAAAAUUCAUUGCGGAUUAGAGAAAAAUUUUUUAAGAGAGUUCCCUUGUUUUUUGUUACAAAUAAAAUCUAGAUUUAUUACCUACUGUGUUUAUUUCUGUGACUUACAUCACAUGGAAAUAAAUUACUGCAAAAGAAGAGAUACACAGUGAGUGAUCAUGAGACAUAGUGUGUAUUGAAAAAGCGAUAAAUUCAAAAACAUAUAAGAUGGGUGUGUCCAUGGUGUAUUGUGGGAUUUUAAUAUCAGUUAUGGUUGUAUUCAAAGUUAGCAGGAGUCAAGAUGAGUGCAAAGGGUCUACGUGUAGAGAUUGCAUUCGAUUCGCCAGUGAUUGUGCAUGGUGUAGUCAAAAGAGCUUUAAUGGCACACGAUGUCAAAAGAAAAACAAUUUAAAAGUUAUAUGCCAAGUUGACCAGAUCCAGUUUCCAAAUUCUCUUUCAAGUCCAAUAGAACAAGUUAAUGUCCGUGACGGAAACUCUAAGGAGAAUCCUAUUCAAGUGACACCACAGAAAGUGGCAAUGAAACUUCGACUCAGAGAUACUUACAGUAAUAACAAGAUCACCAUGUAUUUCCGAGCUGCUAAUAAUUUUCCAGUUGAUCUCUAUUUUCUUUUUGAUAAUUCUAAAAGUAUGCAACCCUAUAUCACUGAUUUAGCCCAAUUAGCAGGAAAUAUAGGCAAGAGCAUUGGUAACAUCUCUAGUAACUACACAUUUGGCUAUGGAGUCUUCCAAGACAAGGUUGUUCUCCCAUUCACAGACACUACUCCUGCUAAAUUGUUGAAUCCCUGUGCUAAUGAAAUUUGUUCUCCUCCCUUUGAGUUUCAGCAUAUACUCUCUAUGACAAAGAAUUUAACGCAAUUCACACAUGUUGUAAACACAACUAAAAUAUCAGGAAACUUAGACCAUCCAGAAGGAUCUUUAGAUGCCAUUAUGCAAGCUAUAACCUGCAAAGAAGACAUUGGCUGGAGAAAUGGUAGUAGAAAACUGUUGAUACUUGCUACAAAUGACAGAUUUCAUCUGGCUGGAGAUGGAAGGUUAGCAGGCAUUGUUGCUCCUAAUGAUGGAGCUUGCCAUCUUGAUUCUGAAAAGAAAUAUUCAAAAGAACUUACUCAGGACUACCCUUCAAUAAGUCAGAUAAGAGAAACGGUUAUUAAAAAUGAAGUUCACAUUGUAUUUGCUGUCAAAGACCAAAGAGAAAUUUUUAAAGAACUUGAGAAGUUGGUGCCAAACUCAGUGGUAGAAAGUUUAGCUGAUUCUAAAGAUUCAAGCCAAAGCAUGGAAAAAAUUAUUGAGAGGAAAUAUAGGGAAAUGGUUUCUAAAGUAGAAAUGAAGCACAACAAUAUACCUGGAGUGACUGUUUCAAUCAAGGCUACUAGUGACAUCUGUGAUGCUAAAGGAACCAAUGUCUGUAAAGCCAAACAACUGAUUGGAGAGACAAUUUCAUUUGAAGUGGAUAUAUCUAUCAGUGAUUGCUCUACCAAGGCUCGAACAUUAACCAUAUUUCCAGAAUCUAUGAGACAAGAUUCUUUGACUGUCAUUAUUGAGGCUUUGUGUGAUUGUGAUUGUGAAGUGAAAAAUAAUACUUGGGAAACAGCAAGUGAUUUAUGCAAUGGAGGCAAUGGAAGCCUUGUUUGUGGACUUUGUGAAUGUAAUCAGAAUUACUUUGGGCAGAAUUGUGAAUGUACAUCAACAAAUUUGGAUUCAGGCCAGACUCAGUGUAACAGAGCUGGGGAAAACUCCACCAAAGUUUGCAGUGGUGUAGGUGAGUGUGAAUGUGGUAAAUGCAUCUGUAAAGAUGGUUACUCUGGAACAUUUUGUGAAUGCAAUGACCAAGCCUGUGGACUCUUUCAAAGACAAGUCUGUGGAGGUGUCCGUGGCCAGUGUGAUUGUGGUGAGUGUAAAUGUGCCAAAGGUUACACUGGAAGUACAUGUCAGUGCAGUGUGUACAAUGACACGUGUAAAUCACCAACUACAGGACAAGUCUGCAGUGAUCAAGGAAUCUGUGAAUGUGAUACAUGUGUCUGUAAAAAGGGCUACACUGGGAAGUAUUGUGAGAAUUGUUUUCUGUGUGGUGACAAUAUCUGUGACAACAACCAGUACAGACAAUGUGCUCAGUGUCACUUUGACAAGAAAACAACCUGUGAUGAGGAUUGCCCAUCUGUUGAAAUCGUUGAUUCUUUGAAAAGUUACCAAGUUUCAAGUCCAUGUUCAAUCAAGCAGGAAGAUGGAUGUUUCCUUUCAUUUUAUGUGAUUUCAUCUGAAACCAAUGUCACAAUUAUUGUACAAAAAACUAAAACAUGCUCUGAACCAGUUGAUAUUCUUCCUAUUGUGGCUGCAGUUGUGGGCGGUGUGGUUGCUAUUGGACUGUUGUUAUUACUGCUUUGGAAAAUUCUAACCAGUAUCUUUGACAAAAUUGAGUAUGCCAGAUUCCAGGAAGACCUCAAACAGUGCAAAUGGGCAAAGCAAGAAAAUCCUGUAUACAAAGGAGCAACAACAACCUACAAGAACCCAAUGAUGGACUCAACUGAACCUCUUGAUGGGAAAUAGUUAAUUAUUUGAGUUAGACAUUUAUUUUAUUAUAAUUCUCGAUCGAAUUUUUUCUGGCGCAGUUUAGAUAAUAUAUAUACUUUAAUUUUGAUGUAUUUUUUUUACAGCAAUAUGUAUUAUAGCCAAUAAGCAAAAAUAACAUAUAAUUAGUAAAUUUUUCCAAAUGUCACUUUAAUCUGAACUUUUUCUUUUUUGUGUAUUCUGUAAAUAUUGAAGAUGAUCAGUUUCAUUCAAUAUUUUUAUUUCUAUAAAAUAGACAUGCCAAAGUAUUUUUUAUCAAUAAUACUGGUAAUUUCACAAUCUUGUUUGACUUUUUUUUUUCAUUUUAGUUUAGUGAGAAUAAUCUUAACCUUUAGUCAAAUGAGAAAUACAAUUAUUUUGAUACAUUUUAAAUAUCUACAUAGAUGUAUAGAGAAAAAUGCAAUAGACUUAUAGACUUACAUAUAAGAAAAUUCUGCUAGACCAAAAUAAAAACAAAAGAAGUUUGUUUUGUUUUACAUGUUUCAAAUAUUCCUUCAGAUUCUGAAGCAUGUCCUAGCCCAAACCUAUCGCAGGACGACAGGGGAUGGCGUGGGCAGGGUAUGAACCCGGGACCAUAUAGGUUACUGAACAACAGUCCAGAACACAUACCAACAACCUGACAGCCAUGAGCCAUCUUUAUUUCUACAUUGAACUGAUUACUAUAAAACUUACAUGUAAAACAUACUCUUAAAUGUUAAUGGUUUUAAAAACAUUCCCAGAAAAUUACAAAUGUUGAAGUACAAAAUUCUGAAGCACAAAUCAUUAUGGGCUAUUUUAAAGGGAGAAUAUUCUGUCUUUUAUUGAUAUUUUAGAUUUGGAAUAACAUAUAUGAAAACUAAAUGAAACUUUUAAUACCUUAUGAACAUACAACAAUAAUAUUGUCUUAAUAAACAUUUUAUUGCCAGGCCUUUAAAUUUUUGUUAUUCUGUAUAAAAUUAUUCAAUGUAUGUUAUUUUUUAAAUGUUAUUUAUGAAACUUAGAUAGUUCAUAGUAAAUGUCUUAAAGACAUAUAAUGUAAGUAUUCUUUCUAUAUUUAAUUAUUAAAUUUGUAUGCUUGUGACAAGAUGAAUAUAAUUAUUUGUAAGCAUGACUGAAAAUAUAGUUGAAAGGAAAGUCAGUAUUACAUGUAUUUUAAGACUGCUUCUUGCAGUGAUAUCUGUAGACCUACUUAUAGGCCGAAUAUAAAACUCUGUCUUGUAUUGUUUUCUAGCUAAACUUGUGUUUAUUUCUAGCUAAAAAUUGUGUUUAUUUCUAGCUUUUGAUCAUUAGCAAAAGUAAAUUCAUACAAGUGCUCCUUCUUCCCUAGUGCCAUUAGAGAACCUAUAUUAGCCAGGAAAACCGACUUAGCAGAGUUUAAGUCAUUGCUUAACAUGCAUGACUAGAUGACAUGAAAUGCAUAGGACAUUAUUUUCUUUUUUGAAGUAAUGUCUGUAAUAUACAAAUUAGAAAAAAAAACAAAGAAAAGAGCUAGUUCUUAUCUUACCCAUAUCCAUGUGUUCUUCUAGUUAUUAAUGUAGAUCUAAAUUGAAACUUAAACCUUAAUUACUUAUUGCUUUUCCUGGCUGAUUCAUGUAACAUGUUCCAUGUUCUUAUGUUGCUUAGAAAGAAAUAGCCCUUAUAUGACUAGGCCUACUCCUAGCACAUGGAAUAAGAAAUGCACUUUUAUCUUUAUGUCUUUCAGAGUAUUUUUUUAGUUUUCAUAUUUGUAAGUUUUGCUUUAGUAAUUUUUGUUGUAUUAUUACUUUGCAUUCUAGUCCUUUCCUGGAGUUUAAUGAUUAUAUCAGUUGUAUCAGAUUUGUUGAGCAUUAUUGGCACCAGUGCCUGAACAUAGUGCUAUCACUGAACAAGGUCUCAACCUCGCUCUAUUUGCAUAAAGCAUUUUACUGAUGCAAGAUAAGUUUCUCACAAUUACAGCUGUGUAUAUAGCUGUGAUAAGUUUGCUGCAAACUUCCAACACAUUGUUAACAAAAGAUUUUCUAAUUAGGCCCACUGAAAACUUUGAGAUGUGACUUGUUUCACUAGCACAGUGUUGAAGAGUGAAAAGGGCAUUUAAAGGUGUCUUCCUUUGAAUUAAUUCAAUAUUAUUAUAGACAAUAUUAGUAUUUAUAUGGGUAUAUAUUUUUCACUUUUUUUUUUUUUUGGGGGGGGGGGUGUCAACAUUUUAAAAAAGAAAUUAUUAUCUAGUGGUAUUGUAGCUGUAAUAUAAUUACUCUUCAGUCAUUAAGGUAUUUCAUUUAGUGUUACAUAGAAGUAGUUGUUUGCCACUUAGCCAAUGCCUUAUUUUUUUCUUAAGAAAUGCACAAUUUGUGAUGCUUUCCAUGGACAUCUUUAUUGCCUAUUUCAUGUAAUGUUCUAUCAUUUGUUAUAAAUUGUUGCUGCAUUUAUAUUUUAAUACAAACUGUAUGAACUAUAACAUUGGCUGAUAAAUUUCUAAAUUAGAACUGAAA